AACUUGUAAGAUCAAAAUAUCUGGGCUCUCGACAGAACAUAUCUUUGAAAAUUUACACAAUUUUGCGGUUAACUUGUAGGAUCAAAAAAACUGAGGCCUCGAUAACAUGGCACUAAACCAGGUCGGAGGCUAUAUGGAGGUGGACAAUUUAUGGGUUUAUUAUUUUGAUGAUAAAUUCUGUCGCCGGUCUUUGGAGCAAAGUCAUUCUCCGACGAUUAGGCCAUGCGGUGAUUGCAGUCCAAUUCUAAUCUCUAGUGGACUGGUCAAACUUUCGAACCUAGGCGAUAACACAUAUGCCUGUCCUUUCUGCGCUUUUAUACUCGAACAAGUUAGAAAUAUUAGCGAAUCCCACGCGUCGGACACGUUCGUUAAGAACACAGAUUCGUUAAUAGAAUUACAUAUUACUGGAGCGUCAGGGACUAUACCUGUCUUCCGAUUAUAUCCUGGUUCCGCGUCAGGCUCGGAAAGACCUCGAACCCCCCCCACCCGUAUCCUAAAUACCUCCUCCGUUCAACCACUACACAAUUGGCUUGUCCAAUGCGAUCAGAACCAUCAAUGUAGGAAGCCCGAGAUUAUGAAUCAGCACGCCGAAUACGUACCGACCCGCCUUCUCAACGUUACUGCAUAUAGUAACCCGGAUGACCUACGUCUUGACAAUUUUACCGCACGAUCUGCGAACGAAAUACCACAAUACGUUGCUUUGUCUCAUUGCUGGGGUCAAUCGAAUCCCAAUUUGCAUCUGCCCUAUCUCACAAAGAAAGAUAACCUUGAAACUCGUCAAAAGGGAUUCAAAUUAAGCGAACUUCCAAAGACCUUCCAAGACGCUAUUACGGUCACACGCCAGCUUGGUGUACGAUACCUUUGGAUUGACUCAUUAUGUAUUAUCCAAGGUCCAGAUGGCGACUGGACAGAACAGUCCCAACUAAUGGAAAAGGUUUUCGCCUCAGCAUACUGCACGAUAGCUGCAACAUCGGCCAAAAACUCUGACGCUGGGUUUUCAAUUAAAUCUGUGGAUAACCAAAGCAUAUUUAUUCAACAAGGAUCAGGACAGCACAUCUGCGUCUCGACAAAUAUAGCAGACUUUGAGACGGAAGUUAAUAAGGCUAAUCUGAACAAACGGGCCUGGGUUAUGCAAGAGAGACUCCUUUCAUCACGAACAAUCCACUUUUGUGAAAAUCAAGUAUAUGGGGAAUGUGGGGAAGGGAUCUAUGCGGGACACAACCUCUUCUUAAAAUGCGACCGAUUCACUACGAAUUACUACAGGCUUGACCCGAAGUUUCCCGAUCGACUUAAUAGCUCGGGUUUCGCUGACACCUUAAGAUUUCUUCAGUCCUUGUUAGAGGAUUACACGCAGCGUGGUAUUUCCAAACCAACCGAUAGAGCUAUUGCUAUUUCGGGGUUACUAAAUCGUAUCGGACGCGCGUUGCGAUGCUCAAUACAUUAUGGCAUUAUUGAGUGGUACCUUCACAGAACCCUUCUUUGGAAACGAUCGUCGGGGCCGAAAACAACGAGGAUUGGUUACAAGGCCUUCAUGCCGUCAUGGUCUUGGAUGGCUUAUGAAGGGGCUAUUGAAUUUGUGCCCGAUAAAUUUGGUGGUCUGGAUCUGGAUCCGGAUCUUACGCUCAACGAGGGAGAUGUGACCGCCACUAUUUGGGAGUUCACAGACAAUGGUAUGAAGAUAGAGAAAGAUAGGGAUGAUGUGCGAUACCAGCUUGUAGAUUUGCAGGGGAUGAAGAAAGGAUGGAUAAGUUUUGACGAGACUGACCUUCCAAAGGUACAGUACAUGGUUGUCGUUGCGAAGCGUCGGUGGGUCCAAAUGGAUAACUGUCUGUAUUUUGUUUUGUUUGUCAGGCCUUUGGAAAAUCAGGAUGGAUAUGAACGACUCGGGAUGGGGAUGCUUCAAAAAGACUGUGGUUUAAGGAUGAAGGCGAAAGGCCGCGUACUCUGAUAGUUUCAGUUUGUUUGUUUUGCACUGCUGUCAUCUUCAUACAAUACUGUCAUUAUCACUAUGCUAUAGGUGCCAUCGCUGCCUGGACAGUACAUACGUUUAAGGUCCAAUCCGUAAUAACUGCAUAUAACAGCAACUCGCAUAGUGUAGGCACCGUAAAUGGCUUAAAGGAUCUGUG
Pseudomassariella vexata is the source of this 2126-nucleotide messenger RNA. RefSeq names its product heterokaryon incompatibility protein-domain-containing protein. The transcript is spliced from 4 exons. Lineage: Eukaryota; Fungi; Ascomycota; Sordariomycetes; Amphisphaeriales; Pseudomassariaceae. The record is from RefSeq and is a predicted model, not a curated record. Bases 107 to 1948 code for a protein of 613 amino acids.